UGCACGUCCACACACAUUUUAAAGGAAUUAACUUCACUUUCAGGGAAGACGGCACCUAUCAAGUUGAAAAUCUUGCCUGCAAGUUGUGUUUGCAUACCGCGUGAUUUUAUUGAACAUGUGACUGAACUAGACGCUCACAUGGCUGCGGUGGCUGCAUGAUCCUCUUUAGUUCUUUAAAGUCCGGUAAUCGGUAGCUCCCUCGGCAGCGACCAUCUGGAGCAGAGGACCGCUGAAAAACACAGCGCCUACCCGGACAAAUCAUGGCGAACAGCGGGCAGAAAGUUGUGCUGAUCACCGGCUGCUCCUCCGGCAUCGGGUUACGAAUCGCCGUCACGCUGGCCAAAGAUGAAAAGAAGCGUUACCAUGUCAUUGCCACCAUGCGGGACCUGAAGAAAAAGGACAAGCUGGUGGAAGCAGCAGGAGAUGCAUAUGGCAAGACGUUGACGUUGCUUCCACUAGAUGUGUGCAGUGACGAGUCUGUCAAACAGUGCAUCAACAAUGUAAAGGACCGCCAUAUAGAUAUCCUGAUCAACAAUGCAGGUGUGGGCUUGCUGGGACCUGUGGAAAGCAUCAGCAUUGAGGAGAUGAAAAAAGUAUUUGAGACCAACUUCUUUGGUGUUGUUCGCAUGAUCAAAGAAGUGAUGCCAGACAUGAAGAAGAGGCGGUCAGGACACAUCGUGGUCAUGAGCAGUGUCAUGGGUCUUCAGGGAGUGGUGUUCAAUGAUGUUUACACUGCCUCUAAGUUUGCCAUGGAAGGUUUCUGCGAGAGUAUGGCCGUGCAACUGAUGAAGUUCAAUAUCCGGUUGUCCAUGAUUGAGCCUGGCCCAGUGCACACAGAGUUUGAGACAAAGAUGAUGGAGGAUGUAGCCAAAAUGGAGUAUCCAGGAGCAGAUGCUGACACAGUUCGUUAUUUUAAAGACGUUUACCUGCCAUCUUCCAUAGAUAUAUUUGAAGCCAUGGGCCAGACGCCAGACGACAUAGCCAAAUGUCUUAAAAAGGUUAUUGAGUCAAGCAGCCCUCGCUUCAGGAAUCUGACCAACAGCCUCUACACACCCAUUGUGGCCUUAAAGUAUGCAGAUGAGACUGGUGGCCUGUCAGUCAACACCUUCUACAAUCUACUCUUCAAUUUCGGUCCUCUCAUGCACAUCACCAUGAGCAUCCUCAAGUGUCUGACAUGCAGCUGCUUGCGUAGACGCACCAUCUCACCUAACUGAAGAGGGUGUCCAAUCCUGUCCCUUUCCCUUACCUUCCCAGUUUGUUGCCCCGAACCCAGAUCUUUUUGGGCUAAGCGGGUAGAGUAGAGCCAGUAACCCUGGAGAGACGACACACCUUUAGUUCAAAGACACUACCAUGAUAAGCUUUGAAAGCAAACAUGCACAGUUGCACAAAUUUGUCACAGAGGUACGCAGGUUGACCUCACGUAUUCACACAUUCACAAGAAGCAUACAUACACAGAAACAAAGAAAUAUAAGCAAGACGCGCAUUGGAUAAAUGUAAACAAAGGCCAUGCCUUAGUCAUUGCUUUAUGGGAGGAACUGAGCAGAGUUGUAAGUGGUUAGAUGUAAAUAUUGUUUUAAAUACACAGACAGGACAUGAGAUAUGAGCCCCAUGGACAGAUAAAGCACAAAAAUGAACUCAGUUACAGAGAAAAACAUUAAAGUUAUAGAGAAGUAAUAAUGCUAUAAUUUGUAGCCUAGAUGACUAUACACCAAGGCUCACCAGAGUUAUAACAUGUAUGACAAAAACAGAAAGAAUAUAUCAGCUUUUUUUUUUGUUGUUGUACCCUUAAUUUGAUGUUUUCCUUAACAUAGUGUUCUCAUGGUCAUAACUGCUGUUGAAUCAUAUUUUUAAUCUUUUGAUGAACUGAAUGUUUUGUUUUGUUUUUGUUUUGUUUUUUGUUUUUCAAAGGUUUGUGAAGGGUUGGGUCAGAUAUGUUUAAUCUAGCGUCUUGAUUUAGAAAUAAACAAAAUUCUGAUUUAUCCUAAAA
Larimichthys crocea (large yellow croaker) is the source of this 1987-nucleotide messenger RNA. RefSeq names its product retinol dehydrogenase 8a (gene rdh8a). Gene Ontology annotation, biological process: estrogen biosynthetic process; retinol metabolic process. Gene Ontology annotation, cellular component: cytosol; cytoplasm. The record is from RefSeq and is a predicted model, not a curated record. Lineage: Eukaryota; Metazoa; Chordata; Actinopteri; Sciaenidae. The coding region runs from base 261 to 1214 and encodes 317 amino acids. The transcript has 6 exons. Gene Ontology annotation, molecular function: estradiol 17-beta-dehydrogenase [NAD(P)+] activity; all-trans-retinol dehydrogenase (NAD+) activity.